AUGGAGGAUCGAUCUUUGCUGAUUCUAUAUGGGUCAGAAACGGGCUGCGCUCAAGAUGUUGCAGAAAACCUGGGUCGACAAGCUAGACGCCGUCAUUUUAACACAAAAGUUUAUGCGAUGGAUGAGUAUGACAAAAGCCAGUUAUUAGAUGAGACGAUUGUUAUCUUUGUUUGUUCAACAACAGGUCAAGGUGCCGAACCUACCAAUAUGAAGAGAUUCUGGCGGUUUCUGUUACGGAAGAAUUUGCCAAACGACAUUUUAAGUAAUAUUGACUGUGCUGUCAUUGGGUUAGGUGACUCAUCGUAUAGAAAGUUCAAUUAUCCAGCAAAGAAACUGUAUAGAAGAUUAAUUCAGUUAGGUGCCAAUAUGGUUAUUGAUAGGGCGGAUUGCGAUGAUCAGCAUUAUCAAGGGUUAGACGGUGCAUUUAUACCAUGGGCAAAGAAGUUAUGGAAUAUUUUAUUAGAGAAAUACCCUACAAAGAAGCCCAUCCUUUCCGACGAUGUAUUAUUACCACCAAAUUUCAAAAUGGAAUUUUUAUCAGAAGAUGAGGAAAAUAACCAUAAAGAUACCCGAUGCGUCGCUCCUCAAAAACUACUUCCUGGCGAAUUCAAUUUAACAGUGAAAGAGAAUAAGCGCAUUACAGCCACAGACCAUUUUCAAGACGUUCGACAUAUUGAAGUCACAUGCGAGGAUGAGAAGUUUCACUACGACCCGGGAGAUAUUGCUGUUAUUCCUCCUCAAAAUCUUCCUGGUGAAGUGGAUCUAUUUCUAGAGUUUAUGGGAUGGACGGAACACGCUGAUAAAAUCGUGCGUUUUAUUCCUUCUUCGGACAAUGUCAAAUUACCUACUCAUUGGCCUGACAAGAUUCGGUUUAAAGACAUCUUUAUUUAUCAUUUGGAUCUGUUUGGCGUACCACGUCGCUCGUUUUUUGAAAUGCUUGCUUAUUUCGCCACGGACGAUUUAAAUCAUGCUGAGCGGUUGAGAGAAUUUGCUUCGCCAGAGGGACAAGAAGACAUGUGGGCUUAUAGUGCUCGACCUCGACGUACCAUUGCUGAAGUCCUAUACGAUUUUCAACCCUUCCAUAUUCCUUUUGAUUAUAUUUUGGAUUUAUUCCCUUCUCUGCAACCGAGAAGUUUUUCAAUCGCCUCCUGUUUGGAAGUUCAUGCCGGUAACAGCGAUAGCAUCAACGACAGCGUCCAUACUAAGAAAAAGGAAAUGCAAUUGUUUGUGGCAGUUGUCAAAUACAAGACGAAAAUGCGACGUAUUCGCCGUGGUGUAUUCACGAAAUGGUUAUCUACGUGGCAGCCUGGCGAUACGAUCGCGCGUGUCCGCAUCCUUAAGGGUACCAUGUCUUUACCUCCAUCAUCAGAUAUACCUCUUAUCGCCAUUGGCCCUGGUACAGGCUUAGCACCCAUGCGAUCCUUCUUGGAACAUCGUAUUGAGAUUCAACAAGCAAAAGAAAACAUGCUUAUCUUGGGUUGUCGGCACCAUGACAAAGACUAUUAUUAUAGAGAGCAGUGGGAAAGAUAUGUUGAAAGAGGACAGUUGGUGUUGUUCACGGCGUUUUCAAGGGACCAAGAGCAAAAAGUGUAUGUUCAGGAUAAAAUUCGAGAGAAUGGCAAGCAAAUUUGGGAUUGGAUCGAACAUAAGCAGGCUAAGGUUGUCUUGUCUGGAUCGAUGGACAAGAUGCCGGGCCAGGUGGCGUUUGCAUUUAAAGAAGUAUUUAUGAAAGAAGGAGGUUUGAAUGCUGAAGAAGCAGAGAUCUAUUUUGGCAAUAUGACGAAAACUGGGCAAUAUCAAGAGGAAUGUUGGAAUUAA
Messenger RNA from Mycotypha africana, 1818 nucleotides. RefSeq lists its product as uncharacterized. Gene Ontology annotation, molecular function: FMN binding; NADPH-hemoprotein reductase activity; flavin adenine dinucleotide binding. The transcript has 5 exons. NCBI's taxonomy places the organism in Eukaryota, Fungi, Mucoromycota, Mucoromycetes, Mucorales, Mycotyphaceae. Bases 1 to 1818 code for a protein of 605 amino acids. Gene Ontology annotation, cellular component: cytosol. The record is from RefSeq and is a predicted model, not a curated record.